Messenger RNA from Eutrema salsugineum, 1933 nucleotides. Its product is annotated as probable transcription factor PosF21. NCBI's taxonomy places the organism in Eukaryota, Viridiplantae, Streptophyta, Magnoliopsida, Brassicales, Brassicaceae. Gene Ontology annotation, molecular function: DNA-binding transcription factor activity. Gene Ontology annotation, biological process: regulation of DNA-templated transcription. Gene Ontology annotation, cellular component: nucleus. The record is from RefSeq and is a predicted model, not a curated record.
UUUAAUGGAGAGAGAAUGAAUGUUCGUCUUCUUCCUCCCUCUCUCUCCUUGGAUCUCUCUGAUUUUAUCUUACCGUCUUCUGCUCCCAUUUCUCUCUUUCGCCAUCAUUUCUCAAAUUUUUUUCUGGAAAUUUUUAUUAACUUUCCUAGAUAGUUUCUCUACACACCUUUUCUUUUGUGUCUCGCCGAUCUCUCUUUGGGUCAUUCUGCUUUGGUUUCUGGAGGCUUUUCCAGCUGAUCAGAUCUCUAUUAGUGGGUUUAGGUCGAAUACUGGAAAUGGAUAAGGAGAAAUCUCCUGCACCACCUAGUGGAGGUCUUCCUCCCCCGUCGGGUCGUUACUCCGCGUUUUCGCCAAAUGGAAGUGGAUUUCCAAUAAAAUCUGAAUCCUCGUUUCCUCAUUUGACCCCAAGUGGGAGCAGCUCGGAUGCUAACCGAUUCAGCCAUGAUAUAAGCCGAAUGCUGGAUAAUCCACCCAAGAACCUUGGCCAUCGCCGAGCUCAUUCAGAGAUCCUUACUCUUCCUGAUGACUUGAGCUUUGAUAGUGAUCUUGGUGUGGUUGGUGCUGCUGAUGGACCUUCUUUCUCUGAUGAGACAGAUGAGGACUUACUGUAUAUGUAUCUUGAUAUGGAUAAAUUCAAUUCUUCGGCCACGUCUUCUUCUCAAAUGGGUGAGCCAUCAGAACCGGCUUGGAGGAAUGAAUUAGGCUCGACUUCUAACCUUCAGAGUACGCCUGGUAGCUCUAGUGAAAGACCGAGAAUCAGGCACCAACACAGCCAGUCGAUGGACGGUUCAACAACGAUCAAGCCUGAGAUGCUUAUGUCUGGGAAUGAAGAUGUGCCUGGAGUUGAUUCUAAGAAAGCCAUCUCUGCUGCUAAACUUUCUGAGCUUGCUCUCAUUGACCCAAAACGUGCUAAGAGGAUAUGGGCAAACAGGCAGUCUGCUGCUAGGUCAAAAGAAAGGAAGAUGAGAUACAUAGCAGAACUCGAGAGAAAAGUACAGACUUUACAAACAGAGGCGACAUCUCUCUCCGCGCAGUUGACUCUGUUACAGAGAGAUACAAAUGGCCUGAGUGUUGAAAACAAUGAUCUGAAACUCCGAGUACAAACAAUGGAGCAACAAGUGCACCUGCAGGAUGCAUUAAAUGACGCACUGAAGGAGGAAGUCCAACAUCUUAAGGUAUUAACGGGGCAAGGUGUUUCGAAUGGUGCAUCGAUGAUGAACUAUGGUUCUUAUGGAUCAAACCAGCAAUUCUAUCCCAAUAAUCAGUCGAUGCACACUAUGUUAGCCGCACAGCAGUUACAGCAGCUCCAAAUCCAUUCACAGAAGCAACAACAACAGCAACAACAACAACAACAACAGCAACAACAACAACAACAACAACAACAACAGCAGCAGCAGCAAUUUCAGUAGCAGCAACAACUUUAUCAGCUUCCUCAGCAGCAGCAGCAGCGAAUCCACAACAGGACACAAAGCGGUGUCACGGAGCUGAGAAGGCCCAUCUCUUCGGUUCAGAAAGAGAAUGUUACAUCGCCUGAUCUUGAGGUCCCCUCGACGAAAGACUGAAGAUUGUAGGCCCGUGUUAGAGUCCAACUUAGUGAGGUACUCUUGGAAAAUCUCCUCUCAUUCCAAUUACAGAGCCGGUGGCGUUUUCUCCCUCAUCAGGUGCACAUUCAUCGGAGCCUCAUGGAUAUGGGAUUCAUUUCUAGAGUUUAAAAAACGAGACAUCUUAGAAGUUGCGUGUUUAGAGGUGGUUAGUGACGCAUUUGUUCUUGUCUGUUGGUAGUUCAGUCUUCUCUUUGUAUGAUCCUGAGUUCUUAAAAAGUUGUUGAAUUUGGUGAGAACUGGGCUUUUGAAUCCAAGUCUGUAGCCUUGCAACCAUAUUCAAAUUCUUUGGCUUUUGUUCCUUUUGGUUAUUUGAAAAGUUUCAUUUGGUU